UGAAUUACAAACGGAUCUCCGCUCACUACUCAGUGUACCUUUACCGUAAUGACAGAGAUACAGAUCUUUAUACCCUAUCAAGUGCACUCUAUCUUUAACAAGGAAGUAUUUGUUAUCGGGCCUCGAGAUGUUUGAGUGAGAAAAUGGCGGCCUCCCUGUCAGUGAGAAGUACAGAGUUGUGUAAAAUGGAGCGGUUUGUGAGUCCGGGGAGAGGAAACGGGUUACGGGCUCUGAGGGAACUGAGACCCGGAGAACGGAUUUAUUCAGCAGAACCGUUCGCCUUCUGUGUGGCCGAAAAGUUUUUAAAAUCCACCUGCCAGACCUGUCUCUGCAGGGGUGAGAGUUUAUUGAGAUGUUCUCAGUGUAAAAGUUCCCGGUACUGCAGUGUUCAGUGUCAGAAAGAGGCGUGGCCUGAACAUAAGAGAGAAUGUAAAUGUCUUCAGCACGUGUACCCGAGAGUUCCCACCGACUCGGUCCGACUCACAGCCAGAAUCAUUUUCACGCUGCUCAGUGAUCCUGCAACAGAGUCUCAGGAGCUUUACUCUAUAACACAACACCAAUCACAUCUGGAGGAGAUGAAUGAGGAGAAAAGAGAAGGUCUGGUUCAGCUCUGCUCCAUGUUGAAGCUUUAUUUGGACUCUGAUGUUUCUCAGCUGCCGAGUGGUUUGGAUCCCAUGAGUCUUCUCGCUAGGGUGAUGUGUAACUGUUUCAGUGUGAGUGAUGGAGAGCUGCAGGAUGUGGGAUUGGGACUGUACCCCAGCAUGUCUCUGUUAAACCAUGAUUGCAGGCCGAACUGCGUCAUGAUUUUUUCAAGGAAAAAACUCGAACUACGAGCUGUACGAAGAAUCCAGCAAUAUGAGGAGUUGUGUAUCAGUUAUACCGAUAUUUUAGCUCCUCAUGUGGAAAGACAGACACAACUCAUGGACCAGUUUCACUUCCUGUGCCAGUGUCAACGAUGCAGUGAUGACCAGAGUGACUGUACCAUGUUGGGAGGGGAGGAGUCCAGGUGGAUGAUCAUUAGAGACUCAAUGCCUCACCUAGAGACUUUACAACAUGAAGAGAAGUGGGCGGAGCUUCAGCAGGCGUGUCAGGCUCUCAUUGGUUCAAACUCACCUGCAGUCCCUGACUCUAAUGUGUACAUGCUGAGGGUUUUGGACUUGUUAAUGGAUGCCUGCAUCAGUCUGAGUCAGUACGAGACAGCGCUGCAGUACGGCACCAGGACACUGAAUGCAUACAUGUUGCAUUAUCCUGAUCCUCACCCGUCACAUGCAGUGGAGCUGCUGAGAGUCGCAAAACUGCAGCACUACUGUGGAGACGUGGAACAGGCUGAGAGAACCUUCACACAGGCAUAUAAAGUGAUGAAGGUGACUCAUGGUACUCAUCAUCCUCUUGUCAGUGAACUCUGACCUGUUGAGGCAUGGACUCCACUAAAUCCCUGAAGGUGUGCUGUGGGAUCUGAUAGCAAGAUGGUACUUGUUUGUCCAGCACAUCCCACAGAUGCUGGAUUGAAUUGAGAUCUGGGGAAUUUGGAGGUCAGGUCAACACCUCAAACUGGUUGUUGUAGUCAUCCUUACACUUGUCCAUUUUUCCUGUUUCUCUAACACAUCAACUUUGAGGACAAAAUGUUGACUUGCUGCCUAAUAUAUCCCACCCACUAACAGGUGCCAUGAUGAGGAGAUACUCAGUCUUAUUCACUUCACCGGUCAGUGAUCAGAAUGUUAUGGCUGACCGGUGUAUAUUUCUAUUAAUAAUAUAAUUCACAGAUGUGUGUGAUGCACAGGCUAACAGCAUGUUUAGUUACAGUGGUUCAUAGAACAUCUGGUCCAGAUUAGACCGCUGCGGCGGUGAGUGAGCCGUCAGAUAUGAAGCUCAGGUUAGAGUAUAGGCCACACCCACUUCAGGUUUCAAUCCAGAUACAGAUAUUGGUGUUACGUUACGCCCCUCACUAACCCCCUAAGCCCUUCAGGUACCCUGCACCCCUCCUCACACUGUUACUGCAGAUGAACAGCUGCUCUUUAUUUACACGCGAAUGAAUACAUGCUACCUUUUAAGGCUUCAAGUGGAAGAGAUGAGAUCAGAGGAGAAGAUGAGGACCUCAGCUUGGAUUAUUUAAACACUUCCUCAAUGUAAAUAGAGUAACUGAGAAAUAUAAUUAUAAAAGAAAAACACAGGGAGAGAGAGAAGGUGGGGGGGCACAGAGGGAGACAGAGAGAGAGAGAGAGCGAGAGAGAGAGAUUAAAUGUCUCCUGUUGAAAAGUUUUGGCUCCUGCAGUAAAAAGCUGCUGGCUGAAGUUCAGACACGAGGAAAGAGAAGCUCUGUUUAUGAAGAUCACUGUGACAGUUGAGUUUAACCUUCACACAACAUCACUAAACACACAAUACAUAAUAUGUACACACACACACACACACACACAGGUUAAGCUAAUUUUUGGGCCUGAUGAUUUUUGAAGUCUCAUGAAGCUCAGGCUCAUGAGGAACUUUAAAUAAGAUUUAAAAAAUUCAAGGAGAACAGAAGAACAGAUGAGAUUUUAUCGUGUCUAAGCUCAGGACACGUGUUUAUAAACACGUAACACACAGCAGAAAAUUCAGUGGUGAGUUUUAGAUUAAAAACAAGGCUGAGAACAUGAGCACUUCUGAAUCAUUCUUUAUUUACCUCCAUCUCAGAUUCUCAUUCAGAGUUUUUUCACAGGACAGAAACACAGCGACGUCGUACCGCUUCUCUCCAUAAACACGUCACUUCCAUCAGAAUCCGAUCGGAAAAGCUGUCUUCGGAUCGGGAAUCUUUAAUAGACGUGAUAUGGAGCGGCGUGAACGACGACUCGAGCAGAAAAAAGAGACAACAUUUCUUACAGCAUUAACACAUUUCCUUUUUUAUCUUAGAAUGCAGAAUUUCCUAGUGAUAAAGUAGAUUUUCAUGAAGAAGCAUGAGAUAAAAAUGAUAAAGAACAAAAUAAAUGUAUAGAUUUUUAUAUAACAUACAGAUUAAAUGCAUAGUAUUUGGUGAAACAUAAAAUAAAUAAUACAUUACACACAGCUCUGAGGUACAAAAUAAAUAAAAUCCUUCAUUAAAAAAUUAUGAUGAAGAAAUGUCUUGUUUUUUCUAUUUUUUUCUUUCUUUUUUUAAGUAUACAAACAUUUUACUGUACCACCGAACAGAAACAUUUUAUUUGAUUAAAGUUGUAGAAGUGACAUCACCACAGUGAGACCACACAGAGGGAGAACACAGUGACCUUCAGCCGACCUCCAGCUGGACGCCAAUCAUUAUUUAUUACCAUUAAAGUUAAAUAAUAAAGCAGAUUUAACCUGAGUAGCGUGUUGAGGGGCAGGAGAGCCGAGUAAAGGAGGAAUAGAUAUAAUUCUACAUUUAAAUACUUACAUUAAAUACCCCUAACCUCUAACUCUAACCCCUAACCCCCAAAACUAAACCUAACUCCUAACCCCUGUCCCCU
Molecule: messenger RNA, 3449 nt
Organism: Hemibagrus wyckioides
Lineage: Eukaryota; Metazoa; Chordata; Actinopteri; Siluriformes; Bagridae
Gene: smyd3
Product: SET and MYND domain containing 3
Exons: 13
Coding region: 144-1406 (420 amino acids)
Cellular component (GO): nucleus
Molecular function (GO): protein binding
Source: RefSeq, a predicted model, not a curated record